Molecule: messenger RNA, 1803 nt
Organism: Aptenodytes forsteri (emperor penguin)
Lineage: Eukaryota; Metazoa; Chordata; Aves; Sphenisciformes; Spheniscidae
Gene: AJM1
Product: chromosome unknown C9orf172 homolog
Exons: 4
Coding region: 1-1791 (596 amino acids)
Biological process (GO): cell-cell junction organization
Cellular component (GO): plasma membrane; apical junction complex
Source: RefSeq, a predicted model, not a curated record
AUGGCGCAUUGUUAUGCUGAGGACCCAGCCAAAGCUGCUGUCCACACGGUGCCACCCCGGACGUUGUAUGUGGAGGAGGCGCGGGGCUACCCAGUGCAGGAGGCGCCCGCCCGUGCCUUCUAUGGGGACGAGCCCCGCUUUUACCCCCCCCGCGGCACCCCCGUCAAAACCCUCUAUGCCGAGGAUGCCCGGACGUACCCGGCCCUUGGUUCCUCUGCCCGGGUCUUCUACGCCGAGGACUACGGGAAGUACCGGGAGCGGGAGGUGCUGUCGCGGACCUGCCCCCCCCCCCCCCCCCGCUACGGCGUAACCCCCCCGCGGCUGGGCCGGGAGAGCCAGCACUACUCCAAAUCCUGGGAUAACAUCCUGGCGCCGGCGGCGCGCAGGGAGGAGGUCCUGCAGCGCGGGCGCAGCUACGAGAACCUGCUCGCCCAGGAGCAGCACCGUGCCUUAUCCCCGGAGGAGCGCCGGCAGCCGGUGGUGAUCAACCUGUCGAGCUCACCCAAGCGCUAUGCUGCCCUGUCCCUCUCAGAGAGCUCCAUCCUUGAGAGGGUGCAUGCUGACGGUCUGGCCGGGCUUAUCGCUGACCUCGUCAUCGACUACAAGCCGGCGCCAGGCCACCACGCUGGGGACAGGGACAGCCUCGCCGAGCAGCUAAAGCAGCUCCUGAGCAGCAGCGCCCCGGGGCCCCCCCGGCGGGGCGGGGGCAGGAGGGUCGCCCCCGGCGUGCCCGAGGGACCCCGACCCACGAAGGAGCAGCCGGGUCCCAGCUCCCGUGCCAGCGCCCCGCGCCCCCCGCCCGCCCCGCUGUCCGUCGGCCCCUUCGAGAAGUCGCCGGAGAACUGCUCGCCCGACCUGAGCGCGGAGGAGGAUGACAUGAUGAUGUGCUCCAACGCCAAGUGCCGGCGGACGGAGACCAUGUUCAACGCCUGCCUCUACUUCAAGUCGUGCCACAGCUGCUACACCUACUACUGCUCCCGGCACUGCCGCCGCGAGGACUGGGACACGCACAAGGAGAGCUGCGUCUACGGGCGCGUGGGCAGCGUCUGCCGCCACGUUCUGCAGUUCUGCCGGGAGAACGCUGAGGUGCACAAGGCCUUCUCGCGCAUUGCCAAGGUGGGCUACCUCUCCCGCGGCCGUGGCGUCCUCUUCCUGGGCUUCCCCAACGCCGGCUCGGCCGAGAACUUCCUCCAGUUUGGGCUGGAGAGCCUGCUGAUGUCCCCCACCUACCUGUCCCUGCGGGAGCUGGAGAGCUACUCGGACAACCUCGGGGAGUAUGCCCGGGAGCUGCGGGAGACGGGCAACCAGUAUGACCCUGACGAAUGUUUCCUCCUGAAUGUAACCGUGGCUGUCACCCAAAAAGUGCCGGAGAGGCCGUCGCCAAAGACGCAGGUGCCGACGGUCAGGAAAUAUGCCAAGGUGGCCUUAGCCUCCUCCAGCCCCGAGAAGAAGAUCCUGAAGAAGGAGCGGGACAUGGAGACGUUGAUCCUGACGCCGCCGCCCGGCACAGCGGACAUUGACAAGGAGGGGGAGGAGGGCCGCAAGGCGCGGGAGGUCUGCUUCAUCAACAUCGAGCUGCGCAUCCGCGGCGUCUUCCUGCGGCACGAGUUCCCCGCCGUCUACGAGCAGCUCUGCGACUUCGUGGAGAGCAACAAGCGCUUCACCCCCACCACCAUCUACCCCAUCGACAAGAGGACGGGCAAACAGUUCAUGUGCAUGAUCAUGGCAGCCUCCGAGCCCCGCACCCUCGACUGGGUGGCCAGCCCCAACCUCCUGGACGACAUCAUGUGAACGUGGGGCGGG